Messenger RNA from Orussus abietinus, 7387 nucleotides. It is a transcript of the gene Jarid2, whose product is annotated as protein Jumonji. Gene Ontology annotation, cellular component: nucleus. The record is from RefSeq and is a predicted model, not a curated record. The transcript has 13 exons. NCBI's taxonomy places the organism in Eukaryota, Metazoa, Arthropoda, Insecta, Hymenoptera, Orussidae. Gene Ontology annotation, biological process: chromatin remodeling. Bases 469 to 5991 code for a protein of 1840 amino acids. Gene Ontology annotation, molecular function: histone demethylase activity; DNA binding.
UCGACCACCAGGGGCGUCGCGCGCGAUGAAUUCAAGACGGAGGUGGAAACGUAGUCGUGGGUUAUCGGGAACUCUCCUUGAAUGGAGAGAAUGGUUUCUACCACGGGGCUGAAUAUUUCGAGAAUGCAGUCGGCCGUCUCCCUUUAAACUUAACCUCGCGUUAUCCUAACGGUAUUUCGCGAAGCAUGAUCGAUACCGAGCAUUGAGGUGCCCGCUACUCCAAAAGGUGUCGAAAAUUGAAGAAGCCUUUUACAGAAGCGAGCUUCAGCCAUUAUUAUACGUACCGUUAUCAGGCUUCUCUGCGUUGCACAUGCUGCUCGUGUUAUCAAAGAUUAUUCACGAAUAUCUCGGCUCACGUCACGAUAUACUAUGAUAUUUAUUUCUCUACGGUAGGUCAUUAAUGUCGAGAAGCGAUCUACGAGUACAUGAUUCGUCGAGAGGAUUGCAAAUUUCCGAGCGUUGCUUAAAAUGGUUCUGAGUCGAAACGAUAAGAGGAAACGCAAAGAAGGCGAUCUUGUCGACCUCAUGGGGCCUUUAUCGGAAUCUCCUAAAAGGACCAAAGUGCACGCACAGAGGAAAUUUGCACAGGGAUCGGCGACCGUGUUCAGUCCCACGCAUACACCCGUAAAGGAAAAGGAGAAAACCAAGCCUGCAGUAAUUACGGAACUCAUAACCCACAAACGACCCAACACCGAAGACUUCCUGACGUUCCUUUGCUUUCGAGGUACGUCUAUACUGCCUCCAAGUUUGAAUUUCUUCAACGUCGGCCCCAAGAAGGAGAAAUCGGAAUCAAAGCUGAGCACAGCCACGGUGGAAAACAGUCCUUCGUCGUCAAGUGCAUCUACUCCUCUCGCAGAGACGGCGAAACCUAACCCAACUAAAAAGAUACAGGCCAAUAAGUCGAAAAAUGUGGUUCCAGAGAAAAAGAAAGUGUCGAAUAGGAUUCAGAAAAACAUAACCAAGUACAAAUCGACGUCAUCAACGGUUCAAGCACUGAAGAAGAAGUACCAGGAACAGCGUCUUGCCAAGCAGCGAAUCAAGAACAAAUUCAAAGCCUCUUGCGUGAUACGAACUCGUUCCUCCACGGAGAGAGCAAUCAUAAAGUCCAAUCCUAAUCUCCCUUCGAGGAAAUAUCUGUCUACGGUGGAGACAAAGAGACUUGGACUGCGAAGCAGUGCCAAUAAGUCAAAGAAAGUGAGUCUUACAAAGAGUAAAGGAAUCCCAGCGAAGCCGAAGAAGAGACCUUUAGUGAAAGAGAAGAGUCACUCGUCGAAUGUGGAGUUGUCCUCCGAUGAAGAAGUUCCAUCUACCAGAUCGAUGUCUCAGGCCAAACGAAGUCUGAGAACUGUCUCAAAGAAGAUCUGUACCAGAAGUAAAUCUGAACUGCGGAGAGUUACCAGGUCGCAUAGUGAAAUAAGCUCGCAGUCUCUCUCUCGGAGGCCUUCCAGGAAGACUAAGGAGGCUGCUGCGGUAUACAUGGAGAUUCUGGGCAGGAAGUUAGUCAGUCCUGAUCUGGAGAAUGAUGACAAUUUGUCUGUCGAUAGCUUCCCUGAGUUGCCUAAUGCACGAAGGAUUGCUCAGACUGAGAGUGAAAUCAAAGCGAAGGUUAGACAAGUCAGGCCGCAGCAGAAGGAGACCAAAAAUGAGGGCUCGAACAGUUCGAACAGGAGACCGGAGAGGGCGAAACCUGAAAGUAAAGUUAUAUUGAAGAAUAAAAGAGUUCUGCGUGUUAGGAAAUAUUGUGAGAUAGAUAGUGACGAAGAAUCUAUUAGUUCGGAAGAAACUGGCAAAGCUGGACCCAUCACAAGGCGGAGUGUUGGGAAGGGUGUUCAGCCUCCGAGUAGAAGCCUUCGGUCUUCGUCAAGGAACGUUGCUCCGAAGAGCGAAGUGCAAACAUCUAGCCAGUCUAGUAAAGAUAAAGAGAAGAUAAUCACGAAGAGGAAGAAAGAACAGCUGGGGGGUAAAGAAACGAAUAAAGAAACGGUUAAGGGUAGUGCUGCGAAGACUAAGGUAUACAAAAGUAAGGUUAAGUCCACCGAUUCCGAAGAGGAGACUUUAGGAAUGUUGUUAGACAAAUUGAAAAAGAAGAAGAGUUCCGCAGAGGCGGAGAGGGAGAGCUCUCUGGGGAAAUCGGAAGCGAAAGAGGAAAACCGCUCGGCGAAAGAGACGCCGGAAAUUAAAAUCGACCUUUCGAAGGUCUCCGAUGACGAGGAGUCUUUCAGAGGUUUCACGAAGAAGGCAAUUUCGAAAGUACUGAAUUCGUGCCAUUCACACGUUAAUGCCAAUUUGCUGGCCUCAGAAGAGGCCGAUGGGAAGUUGGAUGCAGUUAAAUCACAAGCUGUGCCACAAACGAAUGUCUCGGAGUCAAAGGAAAAGUUAUCGCUAGCCACAGAUACGUCUAUAAUGGUGUUACAAAGUGAAGCAAUUAAACAUGCCAUGGCGGAGAAUUCAAUGUACAAUGACUCAUACGAGGCCCUUGCUGCAAUUACAUCGAAGCCUGAUAAAAAGUACAGCCACGAGGUCAAGAGCUCUACGGUGAAUAUAAUUGACAUGCCGUUGUCAUCUGCUCAUGGCCGUAAGGAAAGAGUGAAUAUGUCUACCGAGCAGAUUGAAAAAUGGCUGAACGAAAGCUCGAUGGCGAAGGAGGAGAGCAAAGUUGAAAUGGAAACUGUAUCCAACUUCAGAUACGAAGUCUCCGAAAAGGUUAAAAGUGACUCGAGCCAUCUAUCGAUCUCUACGAAGAUCCAGCAUUUAGUACGACCGGUGAAUGUGACCUUAUCAAAAAUCAGUGAAAAGAAUACAAAGGAGAAACUUCUCGUGCAGGCCAAACCAGCAAUGUCACAAGUGACUGGAGUUCAUGCCUGCGCGAUAAGACCGCAGAGUGUCUCCAGUUGUCGCAGUAAAAAUAAUUCCGAAGCGAAGGAGGUAGCAAAGCGAAGGUGCUCGAAGGGCAGCAAGGACUUUUCCUAUGGAGAUGACAGCGACGCAGUGUCAAAGUCUGACCAGAACUCCACCGAUGGCUCUCCGGAGAAGAAGCCUCUAGAUAAGAGGAUCGGUAGCCCUCGGAAGCCCUUUCAACCGAAGGUUAAAGAGCGCAAAGUGAUGACUCCGAGUGCCAAUGCAUUCUCUCCAGAGAACGAGAGCAGUGUCUACGCUUUCGAGAGUGACACCGAGACCCCCGUUAGCACGCCCUUUCGGAGAAAGCUUCGAGACAACUCCAAGCUCACCGAAGGAAAUUCAUCGAAGGAUUUAGAGGUCGCGAAACCUGGGAGUGAGUGUUCAAAGGAGCCCGACAAUGAGGUGCCAAAAAUAGAGAAAAGUGUCACAAAGGUGGAGUCCUCGAGUAGCGUCCCGAUGCAGUUGUCAGGUCUGAACGUGAACAAAAUCGAGUUACCAAAGUGCUUUGCCAAUUUAACGCAUGCUCAGGUUCUGCCGUUAAACAAGCUGACGACUAACUGGAGCAACGUUAACUGCAGCUCUUCGAUAGCGGUGCAAGUGAACUUGGACGAGCAGACCCAAGAACAGUCUGUGGAUCCUGACAACGGCAACCUGCAGAAGAGUACAGAGAUUUCUACGCAGACUGACAGCAAUAAUGAUAACGAUGAUGAUAACGACGGCCAGUUAUUCUAUAUACCGCUGCAAGCGAUGACUAGGAAUGGACCUAACCUUGUUCAAGGCCAGCAAUUGAUCCAAGGUGUAGCCGUUAAAUUAGGCACCGAAGGACCCACCGGACCCAAUCAGAGAGUCCUGCUCAGAGCAAAGUUGGUUACCAAACCUCCUGUGACAGUUGCUCGUUGUCCACCCAUCGGAACGGUUCAACCUACCACCAGGACCCCUCCGAGUGCUCCGUCAUCCAUCGACCAAGCUGUGCCUUCCACAUCUACUGCUGCUACUUCUGCUUCCAUUGAAAGACAGUCUCCAGUGAACAAAACCACUGGCAAUGUUCAAGCGAACCAACAUAACCUACCCGUAGGACCCGCAGUCUCCGAUAAGGUGAACCGAUCACCCAAGAUGACCAGGGAACGGAAGGCUUCGAUCGACUCCUCCAAAAGUGGCAAAAGGUCCCAAAUGAAGCCGAAACAGAAAAUGUCAGAAAUCUGUUCGCCGAGCAACGAUACAACCUUUCCAAGUAUCAAGGAUACUAACACCGAAGCUCGUCUCGUAGAAGCUCCCACGUUUCGCCCGACAGAAAAAGACUUCCAGGACCCAUUAGAGUACAUCGACAAGAUUCGUCCCGUAGCAGAAAAGUUUGGAAUCUGUAGAGUCGUGCCUCCCCAAAAUUUCAAGCCAGAGUGCAAGGUCUCCGAUGACAUGAGGUUCACUGCGUACAAUCAGUACGUUCAUCGGAUGCUUCACAGGUGGGGACCUAACGUCAAGGAGAUGAUGGCGAUUAAAAAAUACCUGGCCACUCAGAGCAUUACCUUGACCCAUCCUCCGUGGAUAGGAGGAAUGGAGGUGGACUUGCCUCAUCUGUAUCAGACCGUGCAAAGUCUGGGAGGUCUAAAAGAAGUCAUCGAGAAGAAGAAGUGGCAAAAGGUUGCCGAUGGGAUGAAAAUCCCAAAGUCUGCCCAGGACCGUGUCACCAAGUUAGACGACAUCUAUUGUAAAUAUUUGCUGCCCUACGACACACUGUCUCCAGAGGAGAGAGAGAAACUGUUCGAUGAGGUGGAGACAGAGUGGGCGAAGAGGGAAAGCAAAGCUCUGGAGAGACUCGAUACGCAGUCCAAUGAUGACGAAGAGGAUGAAGAUGACAGUUCCGAUGAGAUGGAGGAAUGCAUAGUCAAGGGUAGGAAUAUGCCACUGAAUGCCUUUUACCGGAUCGCUCGCAACACCCAGAGGAUGUGGUUCGGGGAGAACCAGCGAUCAGGAAGUGAAACCGAGGGCGCCUCCGCAGACGAGGUGGAGACAGCGUUUUGGAAGCACGUCGCCGAGAGGAAGCGACACGUGUGCGUGCACGCUGCCAGCAUAGAUUCCAGCGGACGUGGGUUCGGGUUCUCCGUGGCGAAGAACAGUCCUUUUGCCAGGCACCCUUGGAACUUAAAAGUCCUGACGAAUAACGCGGGCUCUGUCCUCCGAGCCCUGGGACCGCUGAUGGGAGUUACCGUGCCGACCCUCCACGUGGGGAUGUUGUUCAGUGCAUGUUGUUGGUACCGAGACCCCCACGGCCUGCCCUGGAUAGAGUACUUGCACACGGGCGCGAAGAAGAUCUGGUACGGCAUCCCGGACGAGCACAAUUACAACUUCAAGAAGGCGCUCGCGAAGAUGGUGCCCCGUUACUGUAAGAACAAGACGAUCUGGUUGCCCUCGGACACGGCGAUGGUGCCGCCGGAGACGUUGGUCAGCAACGGGGUCUCCCUGUGCCAAACCGUCCAGGAGCCUGGCCAGUUCAUCGUCGUCUUCCCCAAGGCGUUCACCUCCAGCAUCUGCACCGGCUACGUCGUCUCCGAGAGCGUCUAUUUCGCCCACUCGUCCUGGCUCGAAACCGCGGAACAGGUCUUCAAGGACAUACACGACAGCUGCGAGCCGUCGAUAUUUUCGUUCGAGAGGCUGCUUAUCAGUAUUAUCAACGACACGAGGUCCCACAUCGACGUACUUAAACAGAUCUUGCCGACGGUGAUGAGAAUCCGCGACAGGGAGAUCGACUACCGGAGGCAAUUACAAGGCUCGGGUCUCCUUAACACGGAGAAAUUGCCACUGCCGGAUAGUGGGAAAGGGAAGAAAGGGAAAAGGGUUAAGGAAGACGACGGAGACUUCGAGUGCGAGACUUGUCGAGCGAACUUGUUCGUCUCUUUGGUGAACAACUCCCAGGACGACAGCGUCUAUUGUCUGCCGCACGCUCUUCAGCUGAUCUCGAGAAAGAAGAAUCUACUGAAGAGCUGCACUCUCAUGUACACUUACAGCGAGGACGAGCUGGACGAGCUGAUUCAAAAGCUGGAGGACAGGAUCGAAGCCAAAUCUAGGAAGACUAAUCAAAUCAGGCAGAGCAAAUAGACCGCCGGGAUCUAGAAAUUAUUUAUUAACAUAGGGAGAUCGAGAUUGCGACUUAAUAGAGCCGAUUGUUACGAUGGUUUAAUAUACCAUUCGCGCCUUGGCCUUAUUUAUUCCACUUCCCUUAAGGAUUUCAUUUCGCUUUUUCGUCCCUUAUGAGAGCAAGUGCCAAGACGUCGAAGAACUGCUUUCCCCGUGAAGUAGUUUACUGUAAUCUAUCUAGAGAAGUUAUGAAAAAAAUAUAUAAAAAGAACAAUUUCAUUUCGAUAUCGUAACGAGUAGUCGUAGAACGUUGACGUAAAUAAAUGUUGAAGAGGGAAAAAGAAGAAAAAAAAAAUUACUCUCUGCGAUUUUAAUGUUAAUCGCUCCUGGUGGAAAGCACUGCCCCCUAGAACUUUAUCGCGAACUAUUAUAACAUUAUAUUUAUUUAUUCCAAUGGUUGAGAUCUUAUUCUAUCGCGAGAUGCAUCCGUUAAUUAAUUCAUUGCGGACCUUCCGAUAAUAAUUAAUUAAUUAAUUAAUUAAUUAUUCAGUUCUCCGUAGCCGUCUAUCUUUAAUGUAAUUCUGCUUCUCCCUUAAGUUGUAUAUACAUAUUAUGUGUGUAAAUAUAUAUAUAUAUAUAUAUAUAUACACACACACGCGUUCGGUAAACGUUUCGAAUAAAAGUGUACUUGAAUACAAGUUCCUUUACCUCUUUCUAACUUAACGUGAAAUGAAACCUCUAAUAAGUCGAUAUAAAUGCGAAAGUCGACAAAGCAGGUACCUAGAAGAAUCUCGUUUGCCGACGUCGGUGAGAUUUCCAAACGCGUUUCACUUCACCUUAAGUAAAGAAAGAAAAGAAAAAAAGAGUCUUACCAGAAUUUAGAAACUUGAGGGGGGUCUCACUUCAUUUUAAGAAUAAGUUUGUCGGGGCUUAUCUUCGCUUUCCACUGAUAAAGGGCACACACACACACACACACUCAGAGCGUGCAAAGAUGCAGGAACGAAUUCCAAUGAAAUCUGAAAAAGAGUAUGUACGUGAAAUGUUUAUUAGCAAUGUAAUAAAUUCGUAAAAUCAAAUGCCACGCCUGGAGCCUCAAUAUGAGGACGAAAUUAGAAUGACUGUUCUUGCGCCAAGUCUACCCAGUUCUCAGGAUAAAAACCUUUCGACAAGACGGAGUGGAAUCCCAGAUGGAAUAAAUAAUCGAGGGAUUAAUUAAUAAUAUUGUAUGAUUAAUUCCAGUUAACUAGAGUAAAUAGGAAAUUACUGGUAACGCAAGAAAGUGCACUGUGCCGAACACUUUCCAGUCCGUCGAGUUGAGGCCAUUCGACAAGUAGUCCUCCUCUAAUUAUCACUAAACCUGUACAGCGAUGUUUAAACUCAUUAACCAGUGGGUCGCAAUAAAUAAUUCCUAAAACUU